AUGGACGUGAUGUCCCCGCAACAGGAGCACCUCGGCCCGGGCCGCUCGUCCUCGGUGAGCGGCGAGAGCAGGGGCUUCGCCGCCGCCGACAGCAAGAAGAAAAUGAAGAGUUUGGCCCAAAGACGCCAGUCUGCACCAUCUUUGAUCUUUGUCAAAGCACUCAGCAGAUCUAGAUCGGCCUCAAGGGAAGGCUGUUUGUCCCCCAUCAGCCCAGAGGCAUGGCCCCUUGUGCAGUCUUUCAUCUGCCACAACCGAACCUUCAUCCUGGAUGGCCACGUGCAGCUGAAGACGAGUCUGCAAACCCAGGAGCGACACCUUUUCCUCUUCACAGACCUUCUGGUAGUUGCCAAGUCCAAGUCACACUCUCAUUUCAAACUGAAGUGCCAAGCACGUCUCUGUGAGAUGUGGACAGCAUUUUGUACAGAAGAAGUGUGUGAAGGCAGCACAGACCCAGACCGCUCCUUUGUUUUGGGCUGGCCCACCACAAACUGUGUGGCAAAUUUCAGGUCUGCAGAACAAAAGGAAACAUGGCUGUCUUUUUUGCAAAGUCGAAUAAGAGAAGAGAAGGAAAAGGACAAUCCUAAAAGCAUUCCUCUGACGAUAAUUGCAAAGGACGUGGGAACUUGUGCAUAUUCAAAAACCCUAAGUGUAACCAAUGUUGAUACAGCAAAUGAUGUAAUUCUGAUGGCCCUGCAGCAGCUGGGAAUUAAUGGCUCUGAAAAAGACUACAAGCUGUGGGUGAUUUCGGGAAGAGAACAUGCUCCUUACCCUCUUAUUGGACAUGAAUAUCCCUUUGGAAUUAAAAUGAGCCACAUUCGUGAUGCUAUGCCCCACGGAUCAAAGCACUGUGCCUGCCCCAGGCAGCUUCAGGGCCCUUUCUUGACUGAGCAGCUGCCCCAGGAGCUGCAGUGCCAGUUCGUGCUGAAGCCCAGCCAGGUGGCCACGUGCCAGCAGCUGAACGACUUAAGCCAAAAGUCAUUUAAAAGGAAAAGAUCUAUCAUAAACUGGGCUUUUUGGCGUGGCCCAGGCACUCACUUGGACAAUGCACCCCUCUCCUCAACAUCUGCUGCUCCUGGGAAGCUCUUUGGCCUCUUACUAACAACCAUCUGUGAGGAUGACAACCUGCCCAAACCCCUCUUGGACAUGCUUUCCCUCCUUUACCAAGAGGGGCCUUCCACCAAGGGUAUUUUCAGACGCUCUGGAAGUGCAAAAACAUUCAAAGAGCUAAAGGAGAAGCUUGAUUCUGGCACUGAAGUGGACCUGGCCUGUGAAUCCAUAUUUGUGACAGCAUCUUUGUUUAAGGAUUUUCUUCGCAAUAUCCCAGGCAGUAUUUUAUCAUCCCAGCUGUGUGAUAAGUGGAUCUCUGUGCUGGAUCAAGGAAAUAAUGAAGAGAAAAUAAAAAGCAUCCAAAGGUUAAUAGAGCAUCUCCCCAGAGCUAAUGUUGUUCUCUUACGUUACAUCUUUGGAGUACUGCAUGGGAUAGAAAUGCGAUCUGAAGAGAACCAGAUGAAUGCUUUUAAUCUGGCUGUCUGCAUUGCACCUAGCCUGCUCUGGCCUCCUGUUUCCUCCACUCCUGAUAUAGAAAGUGAAUUUAUUAAAAAGAUUUCUAGUCUGGUACAGUACCUCAUUGAGAAUUGCUGCAGGAUUUUUGGAGAUGAAAUUACCUCCCUCUUUGGAGAAAUACUGAUGACAUGCAAGAGAGAGAACAGCUCAGAUGUUGCUUCUCUGCAUCAGAAUGACUCUUCCUAUGACAGCCUGGAAAAUGAGGCAAAUGAUGAAGCUGACUCUUCCUCCAGUGACUGGAUUAAAACCCGUGAUCAGGAUAACAGAAGCAGGGAGUCUGUCUUCACUCUGAGCGACGGCGACUCGGAGCAGACGGAGGUGGAUGAAAUCCAGAGCCAAAACAAACUGAAGCAGUUGGCGAUUUCCACUGACGUGCACCUGAAGUUUUCCUCGCAAGAAAACUCAAAUGAGUCUCCCUACUCCAGUGGCUUCCCCUCAGCAGCUACCUCAGGUGCUCCCAAAACUGUGAGGAGGCAGCGGCGCUCCUCCGAGCCUGCAGUUGGCCUGCAGAGCUCCAGUUCCGCCCGCGCCGAUGCCGGGCGUGAGAAGGCGAUGCGCAAAGCCAGCUGUGACGUUGUCCUGUCUCACGGAGAUGAGGAGUGCCUCUGCCAGCGCCGGUCGUUGCAGGUGGAAAGGCAAAAGCUGGGCAAUCAGAGCUUGCUUAUAGGGAUUAACGUUGGUAAAAGUGACAACGCAAACCAAAACGUUGAAAGGAAAGACCUGUCCCAUUGUCUCCUGCCUCCAACGCCAGAGGGAUUCAAUAUUUGCUCAGGAUUUAGCUCUUUUAGCCGGUCUUCUUCUGGGACGUCUCCAUCUGUGUCAUCGAUUUGCUCCUUGGACAGUGCUUUCUCAGUGUUUUCAGACCAGGCUCUGUUUACCUUAAGUGAAACCUCCUGCCCUUUCGAUAGCACUUUCCAGUCACUAAAGAAACACGAAGAUGCUGCUGCUGCUGUGGCUGAUGACUGUUUUCUUCCACCCACCAUGGUGCCACCAUCUCCACAACCUACUGACAGUGGGGCUGAGGGGAGCUUGGUGGGGCCCAGCAGCAGGUCAGCACCCCUGAAACCUACUGAUGGAGUUGAUGGCUGUUUCAUUAAACCUGACCUUCAGCCAUUGCCUCUGAAAGUCACCGGGAGAGACAGACUUCAUGCAAAGAGGAGGUCUAGAAAAGCAUUACAGCAGUCCAAAGUUUGA
This is a messenger RNA of Cinclus cinclus, 2757 nucleotides long. RefSeq names its product Rho GTPase activating protein 20 (gene ARHGAP20). Gene Ontology annotation, molecular function: GTPase activator activity. The record is from RefSeq and is a predicted model, not a curated record. Lineage: Eukaryota; Metazoa; Chordata; Aves; Passeriformes; Cinclidae. Gene Ontology annotation, biological process: signal transduction; regulation of Rho protein signal transduction.